This is a messenger RNA of Cuscuta campestris, 2552 nucleotides long. Lineage: Eukaryota; Viridiplantae; Streptophyta; Magnoliopsida; Solanales; Convolvulaceae. The record is from the annotation of a GenBank genome assembly.
CUUUCCCUUUUCCUUCAGCCAUUAUCAGCAUUAGGAAAUUCAAUUGAGACUUUGUUGCAUAUCAUAUAUCAGUCAUCACAGAGGAAUUGAUUGAGACACCUUAUAUACAUAUAAAUAUAUAGAUGCUAUAUAUAUAUAUAUAUAGACACACAUAUAGAUACAUCCAGGUUUCUUAGCUUCAUUUGACAGACAUGGGAGAGGGAUUUAUAUAAUAAUACCAAACGAGGUUUCAGUCCAUUGUUGAAAGAGAGAUGGGUACGUAUUUUCAUGGGAAUUCUGAUAUCCACGGCGGCGGGGGCGGCGGCGAUGGCUUACAGACACUUAUACUCAUGAAUACUGGCGGCGGAUUUGUUGGGUUCUCCGACGCGCCGUCGGCGGCGGCGGCACAGCAGCAGCCUCCGGGGAGCAACUUCGCCUUCCUCAACUCCCACGGGAGCUCGAUGGGGUUCUCCCACGCGCCGCAGUCACAGGCGCAGCAGUAUGUGGCGCACCCUUUUGGUAAUAACUCCGCCGCCGCCUCGGCGUCGACUGAGGUCCACGUUUCCUCCGCGCACGACUUCUCCGCCUUCCACGGCUUCCUCGGGCGGCCGCAGUAUAGCCUGUACGGCACGCCGGUCGAGCUUGCGGCGGCGCGUGGGGUAACGCGCUCACAGCAGGGGCUGUCUUUGAGCCUGUCCUCUCAGCAGACCGGGUUCGGGAAUUUCCAGCCGAAACCCGAGGCGGGGACGGAGCAUAUGGCUAUGGCCGUACCGUCGUCGGCAGCAGCUGGAGACGAGGUGAGAGUUCCCGGCGGAUCGCCGUCGCCGGUCUCCGACGCUGUGAAUGGUGGGGUCCACCAAAACGUGCUCUUGAAUUCUAAAUUCUUGAACGCAGCUCAAGAACUUCUUGACGAGGUGGUCAAUGUCGGCAGGGGCAUGAAGAGUGGCACGGAACCAUUCAAAGGAUCCAAGGAGGUUUCCAAGAAUCCCGGAGCUGCCGCCGCCGAUGUACCAACCGGAGGGCAGAGUGGUGGCAAACGCGCCGUCGAGCUAACUACCGCCGAGAGACAAGAAAUCCAAAUGAAGAAAUCAAAGCUUGUGAACAUGCUGGAUGAGGUGGAGCAGAGGUACAAACAAUACCACCACCAGAUGCAGGUGGUGAUAGCAUGGUUUGAACAGGCGGCUGGCGUGGGUUCUUCUAGAACAUACACGUCUUUGGCAUUACAGACGAUCUCGAAGCAAUUCAGGUGCCUUAAAGAUGCAAUCUUGGGGCAGAUACGAGCCGCGGGCAAGAGCUUAGGAGAGGAAAUAGAAGGGCUGGGAGGGAAGAUUGAGGGUUCAUCACCUUCAUCCUCAUCCAGCAGGCUUAGAUUUGUCGAUAACCAUCUCAGGCAACAGAGGGCUUUGCAGCAGCUGGGAAUGUUCCAACAUAAUGGGAAUGCUUGGAGGCCUCAGAGAGGAUUGCCCGAGCGUUCUGUUUCUGUGCUUCGCGCUUGGCUCUUCGAGCACUUUCUCCAUCCCUACCCAAAGGAUUCAGACAAAAUCAUGCUGGCAAAGCAGACAGGUCUUACCAGGAACCAGGUAUCUAACUGGUUCAUCAAUGCCCGGGUUCGACUAUGGAAGCCAAUGGUGGAGGAGAUGUAUUUGGAAGAGACAAAGGAACAAGAACAACAAAACAACAAUGGAACAGAGAAUCAAACAGGGGAACCAAAUGAAGCUUCUGCUGCAGGCUGCUCUGAUCAUCAUCAAGAAAACAGCAGUUUUACCCAAAACCAACAAUCCACUAUAUCUACUACUUCUCCCAGUGUUCAAAACCAGCCCAGUUUCAGCCCGAAGAAGGCCCGCAGAGUAGAAUGCCCGGAUUCUGCUGCUUCAAUGGAUUUCACAUUGAUGGGAGGAGCACCAGCAAACUUCAUUGGCGGGUUCGGGUCGUACCCGAUUGGGCAAAUCGGGUCAUAUUCGGGCAAUGCAGUUUCCCUAACACUUGGUCUUCCACACAGCGAAAACCUGGCACAUCAGGGGUUCAUCCACACCCAAGAAAUGCAUAUGGGGAGAGGGGUAGAAAUGGGAGAACCGAACAAUCAGUUCGGCAGUAUGGAUACUCCAAUGGGUUACAACAUUGAGGACCGGAAGAGGUUUGCUGCGCCAUUGUUGCCGGACUUUGUUGCUUGAUGCCAUCAACAAUUGCUAUGGAAGCAAGAGGUUCUUGAUGAUAAUGAUGAUGAUGAUGGUGUAAAAAAUUUCAAAAAAAAGAAAAAAGAAAACUUUAUACACUUUGCAGAAGAACCACCAUUAUAGUUUCAUAUAGAUAGUUUAUAGGCUUUUAGACAAAUAUAUGAUUUGAGGGUUGUAUAGUUUGAUUGUUGCAUUGAAUAUGGGGGUAAAAAGAAAGACCUUAUAAGGAGUGUGGGGCUGUAUAGAAAAUAAUGUUAAUUUUGGGUGCUGUUUCUUAUUUCUCUGCAUCAAGUGGAUCAGAUUAAUAGUAUUCAAAGAAAUUAUUACUCUCUCAGGGGGGACUACUUGUUAUUUUUGUUACUUGGAUGGUGAUUGAUCAACUAAAAAGAAAGUGAACCU